This is a messenger RNA of Hydra vulgaris (swiftwater hydra), 1159 nucleotides long. Its product is annotated as protein SEC13 homolog. Gene Ontology annotation, cellular component: COPII vesicle coat; nuclear pore outer ring. Gene Ontology annotation, molecular function: protein binding; structural molecule activity. NCBI's taxonomy places the organism in Eukaryota, Metazoa, Cnidaria, Hydrozoa, Anthoathecata, Hydridae. Gene Ontology annotation, biological process: positive regulation of TOR signaling; COPII-coated vesicle budding; protein import into nucleus. The record is from RefSeq and is a predicted model, not a curated record.
AAUAAACUUUAUUGCCAAGCAAAAAGAUAGCCACGUUGGAUUCGGCAGAUAACUUUCAAAACAUUUACGAACGCCAUUUACGGUUGGACUUAUGAUUUAAGAUACUACUAAAGUUUUAUAAUUACUGUUAAAGACUUAAAUAAGAAUGUCGGUCAAUUUAAUCACUACAAUUAACACAGAGCAUGAAGACAUGAUACAUGAUGCCCAAAUGGAUUAUUAUAGCAGAAAGUUAGCGACAUGCUCAUCUGAUCGCACAGUCAAAGUUUAUGAAGUAGUUGGUGAAACUUACAAACUGAUAGCUGAUUUGCGAGGACAUGAAGGUCCAGUUUGGCAAGUUGCUUGGGGUCAUCCAAGUUUCGGAAACUUACUUGCAUCAUGUUCGUAUGACAGAAAAGUUCUUAUUUGGAAAGAAUCUGGAAAUGAUUAUCAAUGUAUCUAUGAAUCACAACAUCAUGACUCUUCUGUAAAUUCAAUAUGUUGGGCACCUCUAGAAUAUGGAAUAAUGCUAGCUUGUGGAGCAUCUGAUGGUGCAGUGUCUAUUAUUUCCAAUAUAGGUGGCCAAUGGGAGGUGGAAAAAAUUUUGAAUGCGCAUUCAUGUAUUGGGUGUAAUGCAGUUUCUUGGUUACCAGCUGUUCAAUAUCAAAAAACAGAUCCGCUCACAAACACUUCUGGGUUUACGUAUAAGAAAAAAAUAGUUUCUGGUGGCUGUGAUAAUCUCAUAAAGAUUUGGAGCUACAGUGAAUCUGAUAGUAAAUGGAUUGAGGAAGACCAACUAAGUGCACACAGUGAUUGGGUUCGGGAUGUAGCUUUUGCACCAAACUGUGGCUUAGAUAGUCUCAUACUUGCUAGUUGUUCUUUGGAUGGACGUGUGAUCAUUUGGAGAAAAAAUGAGAAAGAAGGCAGUCAAUGGACACACCAGGUUUUGAAUAAGUUUAAUGAAGCUAUAUGGCAUGUAAGUUGGUCAUUAGCAGGCAAUAUACUAGCGGUGUCUGGAGCAGAUAACAAGGUAUCGUUGUGGAAAGAAACUUUAGAUGGAACAUGGGCAUGUGUAAGCAAUGUAGAAAAAGGAAUCGGUCUGCCGCCUUAAUAAAUAUGUACUUUUUUUUAACGUCACGGGUUUGAAUUACCAUGAAAUAGUCAAUAAAAUUAUUUAAAAAUA